Molecule: messenger RNA, 1593 nt
Organism: Miscanthus lutarioriparius
Lineage: Eukaryota; Viridiplantae; Streptophyta; Magnoliopsida; Poales; Poaceae
Source: the annotation of a GenBank genome assembly
AUGCCACCUCCGGUCACCGCACCGACCCAUCCGCCUCCGCCCUCCGAGUCGACGACCACCACCAGACCGCAGCAGCAGCAGCCGCCGCCGCCACCUCCUCCUCCUCCUUCCGGCGUUGAGUCUGAGGUGCCGCCGAAGAAGCGGAAGCUGGAGGAGGAGGGGUUUCAGCGCUCGCCGUACUACACGAUCAGAGAAACCGUCGCAAAUCUCCGCGGCCGCUUCCUCCAGGUUUGCCAUGGAACUGAUUCAGAAAAGAAAGAUGCUGCUGUUGAGAUCUUGAAUGAGAUGAAAGAUGUGAUAGAAUUAUCCAAGAAAACACGGCUUGAUCUCUCCGCUGCUGCUGAACCUGUGAUACCGUUUGACAAACAUGCAGCUAGAGCUCCUGAGCAUAAGCGUGCUGAGAAAGUUCUGUCUGAAGAGAAGAGUCUAGGUCCUACGACAAGCCUGGCGGGAAAUUUUGUGCACAGUACAGGUGGAGGUGUACCACUCAAGCCUGAUAACUCAGACACCGCAGCACAUGGGUUACCAGUGAAGACUAAAAACUGGGCCGGACCAAGGGAUUCGGGGAAUUUGAGACUGAUACGACGGGAUCCUGGUGAUAAUGCGGGGCUACGAGUACGAGACCAAUGUAAGUUCUACAUUGUUCACUUCAUUCGGUUUAAUUUCGACCAAGGUUACCACCGGGAAGUGGAAGAUGAGUACGGAGAUGAGUACUAUGAUCAAGAUGAGUAUUUGGAGGAGGGUUCAGGUGCUGGGGAUGAGUAUGUUGAGGAGGAAGAGCCUACAGAGGGACAAAAAGAGAUCCUCGAGUUGAGAGAACGAUUAAAAGAGCAGAUUAGGCGAAAGGCAAAGGCUGCUGCUGCCUGCACAACUGGCCGCUCGUCAUCUUCACAAAUGCCUCAAGCCAGGGACAAAUUUGGCUCUUUCUUCGGGCCAUCCAAGCCGGUGAUUUCUCGUCGAGUGAUUGAAGAAAGAAAAUCAUUGAAAGAACUGCAUAGCACAAUUGCAAGGGAGCCAAGGCCUUCUGGAGUACAUAAGGAUAUUCCAUCGUCCUCUAAAGUGCAAAGUAAAGGAAAUGGACAUCAGCAUAAACAGAAGAUUGUUAAUCAGGUAAAGAGGAAGGUUGAGGCACUUAAGGAUAACCGAGAUUAUUCAUUUCUACUCUCGGAUGAUGCUGACCUUUCACCCUCUCCAAAGGAGAAACCUGCUGCUAGAUCUUCCUUGACUCAAAGGGCUGAUCGCGAGGUGAUGCAAUCAACAGUAAAGAGCAAGGCACCAACAAGUCAACCUGCACGUUUGUCAAAUGGAUAUGGACCUAAGAACACAAUGUCAACUCAAAGGCAUGCCGAAGGUAGGGUAGAUUCCAUGAGAAAGGAGGCUUUCUUGAAUAGAGAAAGGGUUGUUUCACGUGACAGUGAGAGGACGCAUUGUAUUGCAAGAAAUGGAUCCAACCAGGCAAGCACUAGCAAAACCACAAUCCAAAAGCUUCCAAGCAGGGGUCCUAUUGUUAAUAAGCAACCUUCCAAGGAUUUGAAUGAUGCAACUCUGUGGAAGAGCAGUGUAGCCUCGGAAGAACCAUCUCUCAGAGAUUGA